Acaulospora morrowiae is the source of this 1473-nucleotide messenger RNA. NCBI's taxonomy places the organism in Eukaryota, Fungi, Glomeromycota, Glomeromycetes, Diversisporales, Acaulosporaceae. The record is from the annotation of a GenBank genome assembly.
AUGAGAUUGAUAUCAGCUCAAGAAGUUUCAAAACACAAUAAAAGGGAGGAUUGCUGGGUAAUCAUACAUGGAAAAGUAUACGAUCUAACAAAAUUUCUUCCCGAACAUCCUGGUGGCGAAAGAAUUAUUCUCAAACAAGCUGGUAAAGAUGGAACGGCCGCAUUCGAUCAAAUCCACCCGUUAGAUAUCAUUAAACAAUAUCUGCCGCCCGAGGCUUUUCUUGGAGAAAUUGAUCCUGCCACAGUUGUUAAAACUGCCAAAGUUGAAACCGAAGAGGAUAAGCGGCGUAGAUUGGCAAUUGAGAAAAAACCGGCCUUAAGUGAAAUGUUGAAUCUGUACGAUUUUGAAGCAGUGGCUUCCCAAGUGUUAACUGCUGAAGCAUGGGCGUAUUAUAGUUCUGGCGCCGAAGAUGAAAUUACCCUUCGGGAGAAUCAUAAUGCUUUUCACCGUAUCUGGCUCCGACCUAGAGUUAUGAGAAAUGUGUUAAAUGUAGAUAGCAGUACAAAAAUUCUUGGUCAUCAUUCUUCUUUUCCAUUGUACAUAACAGCCACCGCUUUAGGGAAACUUGGUCAUCCUGAAGGGGAGGUUGUUCUUACUCGAGCUUCAUACAAGCAAAAAAUUAUUCAAAUGAUACCUACUCUUGCAUCUUGUUCUUUAGAUGAGAUGAUUAGUGCUCGGGGAGAAGGUCAGAUUCAAUUUUUUCAGUUAUACGUAAAUAGCGAUAAAAAUAUUACGAAGAAAAUCGUUCAAGCAGCAGAAGAGAAAGGGUGUAAGGCACUCUUUAUCACAGUGGACGCUCCACAGUUAGGUCGUCGUGAGAAAGAUAUGCGCGUUAAAUUUGUCGAUGCGCCUCCGGAUGUUCAAGGAGAGCAUGAGAUAAGACGUGACCGAGGUGCGGCGCUAGCGAUUUCCAAAUUCAUAGAUCCAAGUUUAAAUUGGGAUGAUCUGAAGUGGUUUAUGUCUAUUACCUCUAUGCCCAUUGUACUCAAAGGAAUUCAGACAUCCGAAGAUGCCAUUCUCGCGGCAAAGUAUGGAUGUAAAGGUAUAGUGCUUUCAAAUCAUGGAGGUCGUCAACUUGACUUUGCUCGUUCCGCCAUAGAAAUUCUUCCCGAAGUAGUUGACUCUCUAAAAAAAGAAGGUUUGCUAGAUAGUAUUGAGAUAUACGUGGAUGGAGGUAUCCGUCGUGGCACAGACAUCUUUAAAGCUAUUGCGUUGGGUGCCAAAGCUGUUGGAAUUGGAAGACCAAUGCUAUAUGCCAUGUCCUCAUAUGGACAGGAAGGAGUUGAACAUGCAUUGCAAUUGUUAAAAGAUGAAUUAGAAAUGGUCAUGCGAUUAAUGGGUGUGAAUACGCUCGCAGAUAUUAGGCCUGAGAUGGUUGAUAUUAAAAACUUAAAGGAUCAUAAUUUCGUGCCCAAAGAUUAUUUAUUCUCAAAUGUAUAUGACAAACCAAUCCCAAGAAGAAGCAAAUUGUAA